GCGGACUCCUCGUGGUUCCGGGUCUCACUUCGGAUCUGCGAGCUCUUCGCGGAGAGACGGAGGCUCCGGCCCGAACCCCGCAGGAAACCCAUUUCCCUCCCUUGAACCUGCUGCGAAAGUCUGGCCUCGGGUCAUUGGCAGUUUCUUUGAAACCCUCGCAGACUCCGGCGUGGUCAAGGUCGCGCCGCCGUGCCGGCGUCGGCGCCUGGAUUCGCGCACCGACUGAAGUCAGGGCUGAGCCCUGCGAGGCUUCGUGGAGCCAAGAUGACCCACUCUUUGGUUUGUCCGGAGACAGUGAGCAGGGUGAGUUCAGUGCUGAAUCGCAACACCAGGCAGUUCGGAAAGAAGCAUCUAUUCGACCAGAACGAGGAGACGUGCUGGAACUCGGACCAGGGCCCCUCCCAGUGGGUGACACUAGAGUUUCCCCAGCGCAUCCGUGUCUCCCAGCUGCAGAUCCAGUUCCAGGGGGGCUUCUCCAGUCGCCGGGGCCACCUGGAAGGUUCCCAGGGGAGUGAGGCUCUUAGCAAGAUUGUGGACUUCUACCCUGAGGACAACAACUCACUUCAGACCUUCCCUGUGCCAGCUGCCGAGGUGGACCAGCUGAAGGUGACAUUUGAAGACGCCACUGACUUUUUUGGCCGAGUAGUCAUCUACCACCUGCGGGUGCUGGGGGAGAGGGUGUGAGGCCACUGGGUAGCCGACUCCC
Messenger RNA from Nyctereutes procyonoides (raccoon dog), 706 nucleotides. It is a transcript of the gene NR2C2AP, whose product is annotated as nuclear receptor 2C2 associated protein. NCBI's taxonomy places the organism in Eukaryota, Metazoa, Chordata, Mammalia, Carnivora, Canidae. Bases 265 to 684 code for a protein of 139 amino acids. The transcript has 5 exons. The record is from RefSeq and is a predicted model, not a curated record.